Molecule: messenger RNA, 910 nt
Organism: Cutaneotrichosporon oleaginosum
Lineage: Eukaryota; Fungi; Basidiomycota; Tremellomycetes; Trichosporonales; Trichosporonaceae
Biological process (GO): regulation of exocytosis; protein secretion
Cellular component (GO): intracellular membrane-bounded organelle
Molecular function (GO): GTPase activity; GTP binding
Source: RefSeq, a predicted model, not a curated record
CACCGAUACCGGCCAUCGACUGGUUCAAUCCUUGUCUCAACUCCAUUUACUCAGAUCGCACUACUUCUCCUACCCAUCCUCUGCUCUCGCCUUACCCCCUCCCUUGCUCCCGCUCUUUAGCAUCAUGAGCGACGCACCCCAACCCUCCAACCUCAAACUCCUCCUCAUCGGCAACUCGAGCGUCGGCAAGUCGUCUCUCCUCCUCCGCUUCACAGACGACGACUUCAUAUCCGAGGAGGAGACGGCCGCCACCAUCGGCGUCGACUUCAAAGUCAAGAGCAUCGAGCUCAACGGGCGCCGCUACAAGCUCUCCAUCUGGGACACGGCGGGGCAGGAGCGUUUCAGGACCCUCACAUCCAGCUACUACCGCGGCGCGCAGGGCGUCAUACUCGUCUACGAUGUGUCGUCGCGGCCGACCUUUGACGAGCUCGUCAAGUGGUUCCGCGAGAUUGAGACGUACUGCGCCGAAGACGUCGUCAAGAUCCUCGUCGGCAACAAGGUUGACAAGGAGUACCAGCGGCAGGUGACUCGCGAAGAGGGCGAGAAGUUCGCCGAGCGCAUGGGCACGCUCUUUGUCGAAUGCUCGGCCAAGACCAAUGUCGGCGUAACUGAGGCGUUCCAAGAACUCGUCAGACGCAUCCUCGACACGCCGAGCCUGUGGCAGCGCGGGCCACAGCCCGUGCGCGCCCCCGGCGCCGUCUCGCUGUCCGAGGACAACGGCAGCCUGCUGGGCGGCUGCGCGUGCUAGGCGCACCUUUGGGCACGUGCACGCGACAUAGAUGAUAGUGAUAGAGGCGUGGGCAAAAUGCUGCCUGUGCCCCCGCAAUACCUGCAUCGAUAAUUCCCUGUUGUACAGCUACCCCUAGCUAGCCGUAGGCCGUAGAUUAGACUGCAUCUUAUUCUGAUUCGA